AUGUCGUUAUUAACGGACGCGCUAACAAGACGACAGCCUCUUCGUAUAUUGGAUUUAGUAUACUUUUUAUAUUUUGCUACUCACAUUCCUGUCACUGUACUCAUUGAUUUUCAAUUGUUUUGCCCAUCCCAUUGGGUCCCUCAAAUACUGAAAGAUGCCUUGGCCUUUUAUGUAACGACAUAUAAAGACCCGUUCAUGGGCAGCACUACUCCCGUCUAUUGGUAUUCAAGUUUUGUUGUAUGUGAACUAUUAUUUCAGUUACCAUUCUUUUUUAUAGCAUGCAUUGGGCUUGUCAAAGCCUAUGGUGCCCAUGUUGCUACAACAGUCCUGCCCUCCGUUGUUGAAAUUCUGUGCAGUCCGACAUUUAAGCUAACUCAAAUUGAGCGCUAUAUUCUCUGUGCCUUCUAUGUUCCUUACUUUUGUCUACCGGUUAUUAUGGUGAUUGAUUCAUAUUAUCGCAUCAAUAGUUACCUCAGAAUGAACACUGAAAAAAAGUUGCAAUAA
Mycotypha africana is the source of this 504-nucleotide messenger RNA. RefSeq names its product transmembrane protein 6/97. The transcript is spliced from 2 exons. Lineage: Eukaryota; Fungi; Mucoromycota; Mucoromycetes; Mucorales; Mycotyphaceae. The record is from RefSeq and is a predicted model, not a curated record. Bases 1 to 504 code for a protein of 167 amino acids. Gene Ontology annotation, cellular component: endoplasmic reticulum.